AUGACGCCGCCAUUGCUGUCAAAGCCAGUAGCCGACGAGCCAUUACAGCUAUAUGUCGCCGUCAGCGAGUCAUCGGUAAGUGCCGUCCUAGCCAGAGAAGGACAAGACGGACAAUUGCCAGUGUACUAUGUAAGUAAGUCCUUGGUCGACGCCGAAACCAGGUAUUCCUCUCUUGAAAAACUUGUCCUGGCAAUCGUAACGGCGUCCAAAAAAUUAAAACAUUAUUUUGAAGCACAUUCUAUCUGUGUCAAAACUAACUAUCCCGUCAAGUCUAUUCUAAGGCAUCCAGAACUAACGGGCAGAAUGAGCAAGUGGGCAAUAACGUUGAGCAGCUAUGACAUUACUUAUCAACCUCGGACAGCAAUAAAGUCGCAAGCAUUAGCGGAUUUUGUGGCUGACUUUAGCCCUACACUAGAAGCAAUAGCCCAAACAGAGGUAAGUAUGCUUGAGGUUAAUACGACUAACAGUAAAUGGAUCUUGCAUGUAGAUGGAUCUUCCAACUUUCGGGGUGCCGGUUUAGGCGUAUUGCUAAAGUCGCCACAAGGGGACAUCAUAGCCCGAGCUAUCAGUUGCGACUUCAAAGCUACCAACAAUGAGGCAGAGUACGAGGCGUUGUUAGCAGGAUUAACAUUGGCUAAAGACUUAAAAGCUACCGAAGUUAAAGCAUAUAGUGAUUCAUUGCUCAUCGUCAGCCAAAUAAAAGGGGAAUUUGCCGCCAAAGACUCCAAAAUGACGGCAUAUUUGGACGCUGUCCAGUCAAAGGUAAAAUUGUUUGACAAAUUUGACAUCUUUCAGAUUCCCAGGGACCAAAACACGCAAGCAGAUGCAUUGGCAAACAUUGGGUUCAAAAGCAUACCUAUAGUACAUCUGUCAGCGCCAGCGGUCCACAAAACAACCACAGCUGAUAAAGUCAACGACGUCGCGACGGACGUUAACGACAUUGACGUCAGUAAUAUUGCUACUGCAUCAACAAGCUGGCAGACCCCGUUCAUCCAAUAUCUUAAGGAUGGCACCCUCCCCGAAGACAGGCUGCAAGCCAGAAAGGUACGAUUCAGGGCUUCUAUGUAUGUUUUACUUGACGGUAUACUCUUUCGGAAGUCCAUUGCAGGACCAUACCUAAGAUGUCUCGACGGCGACGAAUGCCGGCAAGUGUUACAAGAGAUGCACGACGGAUGUUGCGGCAAUCAUUCGGAGGACGCAGCCUGUCAAACAGGACCUUACGCAUGGGAUAUUAUUGGCCGACGUUGCGUCGAGACGCCGUCGAGUAUGCUAAGAAGUGCGACGCCUGCCAGCGACAUGCCGCCAUGUCACACAAACCUGAGAAAGGCUACACCCUACUAUCACCCCUUGGCCCUUCAUGAGGUGGGGAAUGGACAUCGUCGGAAAACUCCUCAAGCACCGGGGCAAAAGGUGUUCAUGUUAGCUCUGACGGAUUAUUUUUCCAAAUGGAUCGAAGCUGACUCCUUCACCCAGGUACGCGAUAAAGAGGUUAUUACUUUUAUAUGGCGUAACAUCAUAUGCAGGUUCGGCGUCCCUUCUGAAAUCAUCUGUGACAACGGUUCUCAAUUCAUAAGCACGCCCACGAGGAAUUUCUUGGCUAAGUGGAACAUACAACUUAGCACCGCGACGCCUAGGUAUCCUCAGACCAACGGUCAAGCUGAGUCUAGUAACAAGUCAGUCCUCAAAGUCAUCAAGAGGCGUCUCAAAGCAGCCAAAGGAACGAGUAGAAGUCAAGUGGCGCCGUCAGUUUCAGUGUUGACGCCAGAAUCUGCUGUCGCCAUAACAUCGGCGUUGCCCUCGCCUUCAGGAAUCAAAUCUUCUGGCGUCCCAACACCUCUAGGAAUUCUGGAUGUCUGCCUCUGGCGUCCACUUCGACGUCUGUCCCUCUAA
Messenger RNA from Beta vulgaris subsp. vulgaris (sugar beet), 1890 nucleotides. RefSeq lists its product as uncharacterized. Lineage: Eukaryota; Viridiplantae; Streptophyta; Magnoliopsida; Caryophyllales; Amaranthaceae. The coding region runs from base 1 to 1890 and encodes 629 amino acids. The transcript has 2 exons. Gene Ontology annotation, biological process: DNA integration. The record is from RefSeq and is a predicted model, not a curated record. Gene Ontology annotation, molecular function: RNA-DNA hybrid ribonuclease activity; nucleic acid binding.